Messenger RNA from Colletotrichum aenigma, 369 nucleotides. RefSeq names its product Small nuclear ribonucleoprotein Sm D1 (gene smd1). The transcript is spliced from 3 exons. Gene Ontology annotation, biological process: spliceosomal snRNP assembly; RNA processing. The record is from RefSeq and is a predicted model, not a curated record. Bases 1 to 369 code for a protein of 122 amino acids. Gene Ontology annotation, molecular function: RNA binding. Lineage: Eukaryota; Fungi; Ascomycota; Sordariomycetes; Glomerellales; Glomerellaceae. Gene Ontology annotation, cellular component: U5 snRNP; U12-type spliceosomal complex; U1 snRNP.
AUGAAGCUCGUCAGAUUUUUGAUGAAAUGCGCCAACGAAACGGUGACAAUUGAACUCAAGAAUGGCACCAUCAUCCACGGCACCAUCACGUCUGUCUCGCCCCAGAUGAACACGGCGCUUCGUACAGUCAAGAUGACGCCCAAGGGUCAGGACGCCGUGUCGCUCGACACCAUGAACAUCCGUGGCUCCACCAUCCGAUAUUUCAUCCUGCCCGACUCGCUCCCGCUAGACACGCUUCUCAUCGACGACGCGCCGAAACCCAAGAACAAGGCUCGCAAGGAGGCUGAGCGCGGCACCGGCGGCCGUGGAGGCAGAGGCGGCCCAAGGGGACGUGGCCGUGGCAGGGGACGCGGUCGUGGUCGUGGUUAG